UAAUUUACACACCAUGGGGAAUUGGUCUUUGCUUAGCCGCCUAAGGAGGGUCGUGAGGAAGGUUAAACAGUUGCUGAAUUUCGGCACGAAUCGAUGGCGUGUCGCUUCCAUGAUCGGUGGUGUCUCUCGGAGGCUGAGCUUCACGGAUAGGCCGGGUUGAGGCCAUAUGUGGACGACGUCCGUGAUUCGGAUGAUGAGUUGGGUCGAUGUUCGAAUAGGAUGUUGCGGACGGCGAGUUAUCGAUCGGAGGAUGAUAUCGAUACGAGAGCGGAGAUGUUCAUCGCAAAUUUUCAUAUACAACUUCGGAUUGAGAGGCAGGUCUCUUUGCAGUUCAAAUACCACAACAGGACCCGUGAUUGCCAUGGUGUGGGAAGGAGAGGGAGUCAUAAAAUAUGGCCGGAAACUCAUCGGUGCAACCGAUUCUCAGAAAUCAGAGCCGGGAACCAUCAGAGGCGAUCUAACAGUGGUCGUCGGAAGAAAUAUAAUUCAUGGGAGUGAUGGUCCGGAGACUGCCAAGGAUGAAAUCAACUUAUGGUUCAAGCCACAAGAACUGGUUGACUACAGAAGCAACGCGGAGAGAUGGAUCUAUGGAGUCAACUGAUGAAGCAUCUUUUUCUUUGCAUUGAUGAUCAAUCAGUAGUUGCUGAAAUUUUUGUCAUUUGAGGCAUACUUUCUAGAAUAACAACAUUGUUUUAUCUCAAACUAAACUCAAGGCAAAACUCACGAUAUAAUGCUUUCAAAAUAAAUAAUUCACGAGAUAAUGCACUCCCCAUAUUAUUUGUUGAAAUAGGGUGAAAGCCACAGUGUUUGUCGUAGGUCGUUGGGAGGGCAUGGCGACCUAUGUGUUGGGGACGUUAAAACGUCCAUUAUCUCUGU
Molecule: messenger RNA, 876 nt
Organism: Hibiscus syriacus
Lineage: Eukaryota; Viridiplantae; Streptophyta; Magnoliopsida; Malvales; Malvaceae
Product: nucleoside diphosphate kinase 3-like
Exons: 3
Coding region: 167-601 (144 amino acids)
Biological process (GO): GTP biosynthetic process; UTP biosynthetic process; CTP biosynthetic process
Molecular function (GO): nucleoside diphosphate kinase activity
Source: RefSeq, a predicted model, not a curated record